Lactuca saligna is the source of this 1063-nucleotide messenger RNA. Lineage: Eukaryota; Viridiplantae; Streptophyta; Magnoliopsida; Asterales; Asteraceae. The record is from the annotation of a GenBank genome assembly.
GCCACAUUUAACAUAUUCCUCUCUCUCUCUCUCUCUCUCUCUGGAUCUCUCUCUAGAUCUCUUCUCUCUGUGAGGUGCGAAACAUGAAGACUAUGAAAUCAAACACAAUUUUAGCACUUGGGUUUCUUUUGUUUAUGCUUAUAUUGUCUCAUCCAUCACUAACCCAAGCUCAAGAAGUUGAGGAUGAAAGAGAAUUUGAUUAUGCGAGAGAUGGGCAUAUGGGGCCGGAGAAAUGGGGGGAGAUAAGGAAAGAAUGGUCGGCCUGCAGCAACGGGACGAUGCAAUCUCCGAUUGAUAUGUCGAGUCAGAGGGUGGAGAUGGUGGUUACUUCUAACAAGCUGUUCAGAAACUAUAAGGCUUCUAAUGCUACAGUCAAUAAUAGAGGCCAUGACAUUAUGCUUGCAUGGGAAGGAGAUGCAGGGUCAAUUCGCAUAAAUGGCACCGAGUAUGCUUUGAAACAAGCUCAUUGGCACUCGCCUUCAGAGCAUUCCAUCAAUGGCAGAAGGUAUGACAUGGAACUACAUCUUGUCCACCUCAGCACCGACGACAAAAUAGCUGUCAUUGCUGUUCUUUACAAUAUUGGCGCGCCUGACCAUUUUCUUUCAAAGUUAACUGUAAACAUAACGGCUAUGAUAGACCAAAAGGGUGAGCAUGGACACAGUGGAGUUAUAGAUCCUAAAGAGAUUCAAAUGAGUAAUAGAAGAUACUAUAGAUACAUCGGCUCACUCACUGUUCCUCCUUGUACUGAAGGAGUUGUUUGGACCAUAAGCAAAAAGAUAAGAACUGUUUCAAAAGAUCAAGUUAAAUUGCUUCGAGAGGCUGUACACGAUUAUGCAGAAAAUAAUGCAAGACCAGUACAACCAGUUAACCAUCGAGGCAUUCGUUUUUAUGGUCCAGCUUCAAGACAAUGAUAUGAAUCUAUAUAGAUACUCAAUUUUUUGUAGUGCCUGAAGAAAUCCAUUUUGAGUUAAUAUUAAUUAUAUCUUGAUUAUUCAUUUUCUAUUUGUACAAUUGUACGACCAUUAUAUUGUAUGUAUGUCCAUUAUGAAUAACCUUUCAAAAU